GGGAUUGGUCAGUCCUAAUUUUCCCUUUUUCUCCUUUAUAUUUUAUCUCAUCUGUAUCAAUGCGUCACUAAGCGGUUUCUAUAAGGAACAAAAAUGGCCAAAAAUUGGGACCUAUCAGGAAGUUUUGAAUUUCUGAUAAAAGAAACGUUUCCUUCGAAGAAGGUUUUGAAUCUUUGAAUGAAAUGUAAGUUAGGUUUUGGGGGAACAAAAUCGUCAGCUUUUCGAAGCUUUAAUUGCCGUAGAAACCUCAAAGAGUGUUGCUUUCAAUCCGCCAUUGAUCCUCUGUUCAUUGGAGCUCGUGUUGGCAAUCUUCGUUCAUUAAAUGACGAGAAGAUUCUGCUUUGUCUGGAAAUGCAGUGGAAUAACGUGUCUUCUUUUCUGGGUUUUAGGUUUCUUUCGAAGAGAUUUAGGGUCUUUUCGGACCAAGUUUUAGAAAUUCAGUGAUCGAAUUUGUGAAACGAGGCUUGGAAAAUCGAAUUCUGGGUUGCGUUGGAAAUUCAGGGAUGCUUUUCUCUGAGGAAUUCUUUGUGUAGGACGAUUUGAGGUCUGGUAUAAGAGGUUUUGGAAUCAUGUUGUCCACAGUGUCGCCGUCGACCGCUACUCGUAGCUCGCUGGAGGAGAUGCUGGAGUCUCUCCGACGAAGGGAUGAGCGGCCCAAGGACAUACCUCCAGCAUUGCCCACUCGCCCCACCUCAAGAGCUCGGCUUCCCACGGCAAAAAGGUCUUUACCUCUUAACUUUAAAGUUGGUGAUUCUGCUAAUGAACACCUUUCUAAUGUUUCCAAAGAGAAGGAAGAGAAGGAAGAGAAGGGGAGAGUUCGGGGUCUUCGCAGGGGAGACAGGGAAUUAGCCUCCAGACGGGUCAGUUUUGGGAGCAAAAAGAUGAAGGUCGACCGGCCUUCAGAAUCGCCCUAUGCUAAGAAGUCCGGUGAUGAGGAGAAUUAUGCUGAAGUGAUAGCUGAAAUUGGUUCUAAUAAUGCAGCUGCACCUUCGACCUUGCCACAAUCACCUGAGGAACCUGAAUUGGGGGACAACAUUAGCUAUUUUCUGAAGAAGAAACUUCGGGUAUGGUGUCAGCUCUCACAUGGCCAGUGGGAAUCGGGAAAGAUUCAAUCAACUUCUGAGGAGGAUGCUGUUGUUUCUCUUUCAAAUGGGAGUGUUGUGACAGUGCCCAUGGGGGAUCUCCUACCUGCGAACCCUGAUAUCCUCGAGGGUGUAGACGAUCUUAUACAGCUCAGUUACUUGAAUGAGCCAUCGGUCCUUCACAAUCUUCGAUACAGAUUUUCUCAAGACAAGAUUUAUAGCAAAGCAGGGCCUGUUGUGGUUGCCAUCAACCCCUUUAAAAAUGUCCAACUUUAUGGAAAUGAUUUUGUCACAGCUUAUAGGGAGAAACUUACUGACAGUCCUCAUGUCUAUGGUAUAGCUGAUACUGCGUUCAAUGAGAUGAUGGGAGAAGACAUAAACCAAUCUAUCAUCAUAAGUGGGGAAAGUGGAGCUGGAAAGACUGAAACAGCAAAAGUUACGAUGCAAUAUUUGGCUGCACUUGGUGGUGGCAGUGGAAUAGAAUAUGAAAUUCUUCAGACGAAUUACAUAUUGGAAGCAUUUGGCAAUGCAAAAACAUCCAAGAAUAACAAUUCUAGUCGAUUUGGGAAGCUGAUUGAAAUUCAUUUUAGUAGAACGGGGAAAAUUUGUGGUGCUAAAAUUCAAACUUUUCUGCUUGAGAAGUCUAGAGUGGUUCAGCUAGCUAAGGGAGAAAGAUCAUACCAUAUCCUGUAUGAACUUUGUGCUGGUGCUCCUCCAUUUCUAAAAGAACGGUUGAACCUGAAAUUGGCAAGCGAGUAUGAGUAUCUUAAGCAGAGUUCUUGCUUGACAAUUGAUGAUGUUGACGAUGUUCAGAAGUUUCAUAUUCUAAUUGAAGCAUUAGAUACGAUUCAACUUGGCAAAGAAGUUCAAGAGGAUAUAUUUGCAAUGCUUGCGGCAGUUUUAUGGCUCGGAAACAUUUCGUUUCAAAUUAUUGAUAAUGAAAAUCAUGUCAAUGUGGUGGCAGAUGAAGCUUUGUCCAGUGCUGCCAAGUUAAUGGGGUGCAAAGAUCAGGACCUGAUUUUAGCUUUAUCUACACGUAAAAUUCGAGCUGGCAAUGAUGAUAUUGUUCAAAAUUUAACACUACAGCAGGCCAUUGAUACAAGGGAUGCAUUGGCAAAAUUCAUCUAUGCAAGUUUGUUUGACUGGCUUCUUGAACAAAUCAAUAAGUCUCUUGAAGUAGGAAACCAGCGCACAGGGAGAUCCAUUAGUAUCUUAGAUAUUUAUGGAUUUGAGUCUUUUGAGAAGAAUAGCUUUGAACAGUUUUGCAUAAACUAUGCAAAUGAGAGGCUGCAGCAACAUUUCAAUCGUCAUCUCUUAACACUGGAACAGGAGGAGUAUUCGCAAGAUGGGAUUGAUUGGACACAAGUCGAUUUUGAAGACAAUCAAGACUGUCUAAAUCUAUUUGAGAAGAAGCCGUUGGGCUUGCUCUCUUUGUUGGAUGAAGAGUCAACUUUCCCCAAAGCUACUGAUUUGACGCUUGCCGAUAAGCUCAAGCAGCAUUUAAAUGCUAACCCUUGUUUUAAAGGGCAAAGGGGUGGGGUUUUUAGUGUUCGUCAUUAUGCUGGAGAGGUUUUGUAUGAUACAAGUGGCUUCUUGGAGAAGAAUAGAGAUCCCUUACACUCUGAUUCCAUUCAACUCCUCUCAUUGUGUAGCUGCAAACUGCCUCAGUUGUUUGCUUCCAAAAUGCUUAAUCAAUCGCAGAAGCCAGUAAAUCCUGCAUGGCGGUUAGGUGCUUCUGAUUCCCAAAGGCAAAGUGUUGGGACAAAGUUUAAGGGCCAACUUUUCAAACUGAUGCAGCAGUUGGAAAACACCACGCCUCACUUCAUUCGUUGCAUAAAACCAAACAGUAAGAAACUUCCUGGUCUGUAUGAACAAGAUCUUAUCUUACAGCAGCUCAGAUGCUGUGGAGUCCUGGAGAUUGUCAGGAUAUCAAGAUCUGGUUACCCAACACGAAUGACACAUCAACAGUUUGCAAAAAGAUAUGGGUUUCUUCUUUCAGAGAAUAGUGUAUCCCAGGAUCCAUUAAGCAUAUCAGUUUCCGUUCUUCAGCAAUUUAAUAUCCUUCCGGAAAUGUAUCAAGUUGGUUAUACAAAAUUGUUCUUCAGAACAGGGCAGAUUGGUGCACUGGAAGAUAAAAGAAAACAAUCACAGGAUGCAAUUCUUGGUAUCCAAAAAUAUUUCCGUGGUCACUUAGCACGCUGUUAUUUCCAUGAUCUGAAGAGACGAAUAACCACAAUGCAAUCAUUUGUCAGGGGUGAGAAGGCAAGAAGGCAGCAUCAGCUUUUAAUAAAGAAGCAGCUGGCUGUCUGUCUCAUACAGAAGCAUGUGAAAGAGCAAAUUGCUCGGAGAACACUUGAUGAUCAUCAGAAUGCAGUCAUAUGUUUGCAAUCCGUAAUCCGUGGUUGGUUGGCUAGACAACGUUUUAAUGAUAUGCAGAAUACAAAAAUGUCAAACCUAAACAAUACAAUUGCUGAGAAGAAGCCAGACUGGAAGAUUUCAGAAAUGAAGGAUGUGGACCAAGAACAAGAUCAGGUUCAAUCUUCAGUUUUGGCAGAACUCCAAAGGCGGGUUUUGAAGGCUGAAGCAAUGCUAGGACAAAAGGAAGAGGAAAACGCUUCAUUGCGGCAGGAACUUAAGCAAUUUGAGGUGAGGUGGUCAGAUUAUGAAGCAAAGGUGAAAUCCAUGGAGGAGAUGUGGCAAAAACAGAUGACAUCUUUGCAGGUACCUAUUUCUCCCCUAUCUUUCAAAUGUAGUUAAAGGAGAAAGCACAUAAAGAGAGUGGAAGAAAGAGGAGAAAAACAAGAGAAGAAGAAGAUUUCGGGAGAACAGAUUUGAGAGAGCUUUUGACCUCUCUCCAACUAUUAGGGUUCAAAAUGAAAUACCAAUUCUGCCCUUACAUACAGAAAUAUUUCUCCAUAACACAAUACACACAAUUCUCAUUAUACCCUUAUUGCAAGAUUCUAACACCCCCCCUCUCAAGCUGGGGAAUAAAUAUCAUACAUGUCCAACUUGCUUAAGACUAUGAAAUACUGGGGAAUUGAUUCCUUUUUUCGAUACAUAAGGCAACUGAUAUCCUAGCUUCAAAAAGGGUGUGUAGAUAUUCCUAAAGUCAAUUUUCUCAUUUAUGAAGUGCCGAUCAACCUUGAUGUGUUUGGACGAUCAUGUUGCAUAGGAUUAUGAGCUUUGUGAUGCAGAUCUGAAGGUCUAUUGUAGGAGAUCGAAAAGAGGCCACCCUAAUGUGACUUGGCAUGUCUACUCUUUCAAUUCUGUUAUUAAUAUAGUUUCUUUUAUCUUUUAAGUUAUUUCUCAUUUGUUUAAUUAUUUAAGCUGGUCUAAAUGGGCUUAUUUAGUGGAAAUAAGCUUUGGAUUAGGCUAUGUAUGUGUUGUGUUUUGGGCCUUUGAUUCCAUGGGCUUCCAUUGUAACGGGCCUAUAUAUGUGUAUAGGCUAGGCAUAUGGGAUUAGUUAAGAUAGUAUCUUUAUUUGUUUGCUAUUUCAGUUUCCUUGUCAGUUUAGGUUACCUUGUUAGUAAGUAUUGGGUUAGGCCUUUCCUUUUAAGUGUAGGAAUAUUUUAAGUCUUCUAUAUAACUUUGUUGUACAUUGCUUUUCAUUAGUGAAAAGCUGUCUUUGCUCAUGUUCCCAUUGGUGAAGAUCCUUAAGUCUGAUCAACGAAACCUUGUGUUCGAUCAAGGCUGGUUGUGUUUGAUCCAUCUAACCACCUUGCGGUGUGAAGCAUGGGUGUUUUUCAAUCUUAUUUAUUCUUCCAUCGAUUCAAGUACUGUUCUAAUUAAUUUUCUGCAAUCCAUCUUCUAAUAUCUGCCAUUCUAGUUCCUGCAGUUGAAUUUUGUUCUAGUUGAAUUCAUAUGCAAGACUCUUUUUGCAUGAAUUCUGGGUAGAGGAAUCCAGACAUUAGGAUCCUUUCAUAUUUUGACCAGUUGUUCCUUAACCCUAAAGAGGAACUUGAUCCAAGUUAGGUACAGAUCAGACCUGCUGAUCUGCCCAUAUAGUGAAAUUUCUGUUAUGCCCUUAUCCCUUACUAUUCUAGGUGUCAGUAUUCUAAUCUGGUUUAUAAUAAUCUACUGUUGUAUUUUCAUAACCCAUGUUCAGUAUCGAUUGUUCACUUUAAUAUUAUUUUCUGAGUUCUAUUCGAGUGGCUAAUUUACUGUUUACCUUUGUCCUAGUAUCACUAGGAUUUUCUCAUAUUUUCUUAUUGUUAUGAAACCAAGAUCUGUAACCAGUAACUUGAGAGAGUAAGAGAAGAGAGAAAGAGAUUAAGA
This is a messenger RNA of Macadamia integrifolia, 5357 nucleotides long. RefSeq names its product myosin-2-like. The record is from RefSeq and is a predicted model, not a curated record. Gene Ontology annotation, molecular function: actin filament binding; ATP binding; microfilament motor activity. Gene Ontology annotation, cellular component: cytoplasm; myosin complex; vesicle. The transcript is spliced from 23 exons. Lineage: Eukaryota; Viridiplantae; Streptophyta; Magnoliopsida; Proteales; Proteaceae. Gene Ontology annotation, biological process: vesicle transport along actin filament; actin filament organization. Bases 570 to 3839 code for a protein of 1089 amino acids.